This is a messenger RNA of Phyllostomus hastatus (greater spear-nosed bat), 676 nucleotides long. Its product is annotated as histone H2B type 1-B-like. The record is from RefSeq and is a predicted model, not a curated record. Gene Ontology annotation, cellular component: nucleosome. Lineage: Eukaryota; Metazoa; Chordata; Mammalia; Chiroptera; Phyllostomidae. Gene Ontology annotation, molecular function: protein heterodimerization activity; structural constituent of chromatin; DNA binding. Bases 19 to 399 code for a protein of 126 amino acids. The transcript is spliced from 2 exons.
CAGUUAGCAGGAGAAGCAAUGCCUGAAUCCUUCAAAGCUGCUCCAGCUCCUAAGAAAGGUUCUAAAAAGGCCAUUACUAAAGCGCAGAAGAAGGACGGCAAGAAGCGCAAGCGCAACCGCAAGGAGAGUUACUCGGUGUACGUGUACAAGGUGCUCAAGCAGGUGCACCCUGACACCGGCAUCUCGUCCAAGGCCAUGGGCAUCAUGAACUCCUUCGUGAACGACAUCUUCGAGCGCAUCGCGGGCGAGGCGUCGCGCCUGGCGCACUACAACAAGCGCUCGACCAUCACGUCGCGGGAGAUCCAGACGGCCGUGCGCCUGCUGCUGCCCGGGGAGCUGGCCAAGCACGCCGUGUCCGAGGGCACCAAGGCCGUCACCAAGUACACCAGCUCCAAGUAGUGUUUCGUUCGGUGUGACUCUAAAGGCUCUUUUCAGAGCCACUCACCUUGUCUAAGAAAAGCUGUAACUGCUAUUUCCAAACGUUUUCCAGCCAGCCAUGUCUUCUAUUGACUUAGUUUGGGUCCUGGAUUCUAUGAAAUGAUCGUUGACGUAAAGUCAGCUCAGAUUUGAAUCUACAGUGUCGCUUGGUUCUUUUGUGCCACACCCAAGAAUCCGCUACUUCACAGAGAUGAUGUGAAGACAGAAAGAACUGGAUUUGCAGACAGAGGGAAAGAGC